This is a messenger RNA of Cadophora gregata, 910 nucleotides long. RefSeq lists its product as uncharacterized. The record is from RefSeq and is a predicted model, not a curated record. NCBI's taxonomy places the organism in Eukaryota, Fungi, Ascomycota, Leotiomycetes, Helotiales, Ploettnerulaceae. The transcript has a single exon. Bases 383 to 910 code for a protein of 175 amino acids.
UUGAGUUGAGAUUGAGAUGAGAUUGAGAUGAGAUUGAGAUGAGAUUGAGAUGAGAUUGAGAUGAAAGGAGCGGAGGAGAUCGAGGAUGGUACUGUAAGUUUGGUAGGUAGGUAAACUUUUAUGAUCGGAUGAGCCCAUGGAGAUGGUUGGGUAUAAGAGGUGGGAGAUCGCCUGCCCUGCCCUUCCCUUUUCCUUUCUUGGGAAGGUAUUACAUUCGUCUUGUGUUUUGAUUCAUUCGCUCUUUUCGGUUGAUCUGUUUACUUCAUUCUAUUCUUCCCAGCUGUGCUGUUGUCCAUCUUCAUUCUCUACCUCAACUUCAAUUUACCCACUUCCUCGAAGCUAAACAAUCACUCUCUCUAAACCCACCACCCACACAACCACCAUGCACUUCCCAACCCUCACCCUCCUCUUCGCCCUCACGGCAACCACCCUCUCCGCCCCAACCCCAGCCCCAGCCCCAGCCCACAGCAUAAAGCGCGCCCUCACCGCCCAACCCUACAACACAUUCUCCGUCUCCUCCGGCGUCGCGGGCUCCGCCCUCGCAGAAGUAAACGCCAACUUCCCUCUCCCCAGCGACCUCAGCACCGUCUCCGCCUCAGACCUAACCAUAAUCUCCAACGCAGCCAAGAUCUCCGAGCAAGCGGAAGUGGCGCCCGGCGGCUUCAACGACGCGAUCGCCGCUGCCGGAGGACAGGGCACCACCGCGGGCAAGGCGCUCCAGGUGGGCAAGAUCAAGAAUAAGGUGCUGAAGCUGCAGACGGAUGUGUUGAGGUUGCAGAUUCAGCAGGCGCAGGGGAAGGAGGGGCUGGAGGAGCAGAUUGCCACCCAGGAGAAGAAGUUGGCGACGAAUGUGGCGUUGGAUGUUAAGGCGAAGGGGCAGACUGCUACGGCGAUUGAUUUUGCUGGGUAG